AGGGGGGCUCUUUCUUUUCUCCCAACCAGAAGCUUUCCCCCAAGCUCUCUUAGCUUCUUCCACCAUCCUUUGAGAGAGAGAAGAAGACAGGAGAGAGAGAGAGAGAGAGGGGAGAAGAGAAGAUGGGGAGAGGAAGGGUGGAGCUGAAGAGGAUCGAGAACAAGAUCAAUCGCCAGGUAACCUUCGCGAAGCGGCGGAACGGGCUUCUCAAGAAAGCCUACGAGCUCUCCGUGCUCUGCGACGCCGAGGUCGCCCUUAUCGUCUUCUCCAACCGCGGGAAGCUCUAUGAGUUCUGCAGCAGCUCCAGUAUGUUGAAGACACUAGAAAGGUACCAAAAAUGCAACUAUGGUGCACCAGAGACUAAUAUUGUGUCAAGGGAAACUCAGACUAGUCAGCAAGAGUACUUAAAACUUAAAGCACGUGUUGAAGCAUUACAGAGAUCACAGAGAAAUCUCCUUGGUGAUGACUUAGGGCCACUCAGCAGCAAGGAGCUUGAGCAGCUUGAGCGGCAACUAGAUGCAUCAUUGAAGCAAAUCAGAUCCACAAGGACCCAAUACAUGCUCGAUCAACUUGCAGAUCUUCAACGAAGGGAACAAAUGCUCUGUGAGGCCAAUAAAAGUCUAAAGCAAAGGUUGGAGGAAAGCAACCAGGCUACUCAGCAGCAAGUUUGGGAUCCCAAUGCUCCUGCAGUGGGCUAUGGCCGGCAGCCACCUCAACCACAGGGAGAUGGAUUCUACCAACAGAUAGAGUGCGAUCCAACUCUCCAUAUCGGGUAUCCUCCAGAACAAAUAACGAUUGCUGCAGCGCCUGGGCCUAGCGUGAGUAAUUACAUGCCAGGAUGGCUUGCGUGAGGACAGAUGAUUGAUUUACCUCUGCUUGUGACCUUGGGGCAUAAUGUAUGUUGUAUGACAAAGACACUUGCACUCCAUAUGCUGAGUGUAAUGGUCUGUAAUUGGCAACUGUUCUGUUGUUUCAAGCAAGACAAUGUUGUCUACAAACCUAUUCUAUGAAAACUCCUUGAAGAGAGCUAUUCUACUACCGUA
Messenger RNA from Elaeis guineensis (African oil palm), 1043 nucleotides. Lineage: Eukaryota; Viridiplantae; Streptophyta; Magnoliopsida; Arecales; Arecaceae. The record is from RefSeq and is a predicted model, not a curated record.